UUAGUAAACGCACAAGCGUUCGUUUCUAACUUCUGAGCUAAGAAGAUGGAAGAUUACGUUUUGAAAAUGAAUCUAGCAAUCCCGUCUGCUUUGCUAAUUCUCUGCGCUGUUAUCAGAGUUGUUUAUAUCAUUUGGUGGAGACCCAAAAGCCUCGAGAAGGAAUUGAGGCAGCAGGGAAUCAGAGGCACUUCUUACAAGCUUUUGCAUGGUGACAUGAAAGAGAUGAAGAAGUCCACCAUUGAAGCAUUGUCCAAACCGAUGACGACCCUAAACCACAAGAUCGCACCACGUGUCCUACCAUUCUUUCAUGAAGUGUUUCAAAAAUAUGGAAAAGUUUCUCUGGGUUGGAUGGAAACAAGGCCAAGACUAGUAAUCGCGGACCCAGAGUUAAUCAGGCUGAUAUUAACAGAUAAGAAUGGUGACUUCGUAAGCCCGCCACUGAACCCUCUAGUGAAUAUCCUACAACAGGGAGUGUCGACCUUGGAAGGAGAACACUGGGCAAAGCGCAGAAGGCUCAUCACGCCUGCUUUCCACCUUGAGAAGCUGAAGAGAAUGGUGCCAGCAUUUUCAACAAGCUGUUCUGGCCUGAUUGACCGAUGGAAGAAAACGAUUGGUCCUGUAGGAUCGAGUGAAAUAGAAGUAGCAUCGGAAUUCCAAAAUCUUGCCGGCGAUGUUAUUGCUCGAACAGCCUUUGGAAGCAGCUACGAAGAGGGAAAAAUGAUAUUUGAACUUCAAAAAGAGCAAGGUGCAUUGGUGCUUGAAGCCUAUACCAACAUUUACAUCCCAGGUUUCAGAUUCCUACCCACUAAGAAGAACAAAAGGAGAUAUAGUAUAGAUAACGAGAUCAAAUCAAUAUUACGGAAUAUGAUCGGCACGAAAGAGCAGGCCAUGCGAAACGGAGAGUUUGGCGACAACGAUUUACUGGGCCUACUAUUGCAAUGCAAGGAACAAUCUGAUAGUGGUAUGACAAUGGAUGAUGUAAUAGAGGAGUGCAAGCUGUUCUACUUCGCCGGCCAAGAGACCACCGCCAGCUUGCUCACAUGGACGAUGAUUGUUUUGUCUAUGCAUCCCGAUUGGCAACAAAAGGCAAGAGACGAAGUGCUUCACAUCUCUGCCAAGAGACCACUUGAUUUCGAAGCUAUUAAUCAACUCAAGAUUGUAUCAAUGAUAUUGUAUGAAGUGUUGCGUUUAUACCCACCUCUGACAUGUCUGUACCGACAUACUCGGCGAAGAACCAAUGUAGGAGGCCUAUCCAUUCCGACCGGGGUUGACUUGGCGUUGCCGAUAUUGUUCCUACAUGAUGAUCCAGAUUAUUGGGGCGAAGAUGUUGAGACAUUCAAUCCUGAGAGAUUUUCUGAAGGAGUUCGGAAAGCUUUAAAGGAUCAAAAUGCGUUCUAUCCCUUUGGUUGGGGGCCUAGAAUAUGUCUUGGCCAAACUUUCACCAUGAUUGAAGCAAAGAUGGCUCUCGCAAUGAUUCUUCGGGAUUUUUCCUUUCAACUCUCGCCGUCUUAUACUCAUGCUCCUCGUACUCUCAUUAGUGUUCAGCCACAAUAUGGAGCCCCAAUCAUGGUGCACCGAAUCUAAGAUGCCUGCCUGCCAUUAAGGAGUCAGAAGGAUGGAGAAUUAUCUUUUAUUUUAGUGUUUCUACUGUUUACGUUUGUGUUUUGUUUCAUGUUUACGUUCUGUUUUAAUAUUCAGUCGCGUCUGUUGGUUGUGUUCUAUUAGGAUUCAAUAAGUUGGUAAAUCAUAUAUAUAAGGUGAUGUAAUGUGAAGCUUAUUAUGAUUUUCUUU
Messenger RNA from Alnus glutinosa, 1791 nucleotides. RefSeq names its product cytochrome P450 CYP72A616-like. The record is from RefSeq and is a predicted model, not a curated record. NCBI's taxonomy places the organism in Eukaryota, Viridiplantae, Streptophyta, Magnoliopsida, Fagales, Betulaceae. Bases 46 to 1584 code for a protein of 512 amino acids. Gene Ontology annotation, molecular function: monooxygenase activity; heme binding; iron ion binding. The transcript is spliced from 5 exons.